UACUUGAUCACCGGCGCGAACAUGGGCGGCAAAAGCACCUACAACCGCCAGCAGAUGCUGCUGGUGCUGCUCGCGCAGUACGUGCUCAUCGACGAACUCGGCCGCGGCACCAGCAUCGAGGACGGCCUGCUCUUCGCAAAGUCCAUCUUGCAGCACCUCAUCUCUCUCUGCAAGUUUAGUCCCGACGGAAAUUACCUCGCGGUGGGCACUGCAACUGGCGUCGUCGAGAUUUGGGAUCUGAACCACACUGCCGCUGUGAAGGCUGUCGCGUGGGCGCCGCUCAACUACCCGCUGCUCGCCACUGGCGGCGGAACCAACGACCGCACCAUCAAGCUGUGGGACAUUCCGCGCCGCUCGUGCAUCACGAGUUGCGAGAGUGAGAGUCAAGUGUGCAACUUGAUGUGGAGUAAGAAGUCGUUCGAGCUAGUCAGCACGCACGGCUACACGCUGAACCAGGUCAACCUUUCAUGA
Messenger RNA from Dermatophagoides pteronyssinus (European house dust mite), 471 nucleotides. Its product is annotated as cell division cycle 20.2, cofactor of APC complex-like. Lineage: Eukaryota; Metazoa; Arthropoda; Arachnida; Sarcoptiformes; Pyroglyphidae. The record is from RefSeq and is a predicted model, not a curated record.